Molecule: messenger RNA, 1209 nt
Organism: Puccinia triticina
Lineage: Eukaryota; Fungi; Basidiomycota; Pucciniomycetes; Pucciniales; Pucciniaceae
Exons: 2
Coding region: 1-1209 (402 amino acids)
Source: RefSeq, a predicted model, not a curated record
AUGCCUCAAGAGGACCCAGUUCUCGUAGGGUUUGACCGCCUUAUCAAAAAACACGAACCAUUAUACUCUGAGCCGUGGACGUUUGGUAUCAACUCUCUCGACGGAGCGUUCUCAGCCCUCUCUCUUGAUCAAGUCAGAGCACACAAAAAACUCUUGGAUUGGAUGCACCGUUCCCUUCUACCACGACUCAACGAGCAGAUCCGGACCCUCGCAAUAUUACUGCUCCCAUCGGAUUACUGGAAAAAUCCAAAGGAAACGCGCAAACUCAUCUUACAAGUCCAGUCGGAACUCGACAACACAACAGACGCAAUCAAAUCAAUCAUCACGAGCAUCUGUCCAACAUCUACAGGGCUUGCGCAAGAGCGAACGGAUGAUCAACACCUCAAAGGUUUAAAAUCUUUUAGGCUCCAACUUCUCAAGCCCCGCAUUCACAAUGAUUUGCUGUACCAUAUCAACAAGGUUUUUUCUCUGGCUCAUGAGCUCUUUCAACAAAUCAAGCUCGCACCGGACGCAGUCAAGCCCGAUAAAUUUGACGGAUGCUCUUACCGAAACGAUUUCAUCAAGGACGCAUGGAUUACCUUUCGCGGGAUUGAUUUAACUAUCAAAUUCAUGGAAUCGUCUGAGCUCGAUCUUGCCCAAGAACAAUGGGUUUUCCAGUUUGCUCAAUUGGACAAGACGAUCCGGGGCAUCGUGCGCACCGCCAACCAACUCCAAAGCAAACAAAUAAAUAACCCGAAAAAUCUGCAAGUCAGGAAAGCUGCCGAACUCGCUAGAAUCGCAAUACCGAUGACCAAGUUAAUCAAAAUGUUCUUCAUCAAGAUUUCGAAAGAAGGGAUCAAUCAAAGACGCUUUCCAACUUACACGAAAAUGAGUUCGCAACAGAUCCAGUCUCUAACUCAUUCGCUUGACACCUCCGGUGAAGAUCUCCUCGCGCUACAAUCACUGCUUUCAAGAAUCGGAGGAAGCGGGUUUGGCGCUGCGAAUAGCCGUGAAGCCAUGCAAAUCGCCAACAAUCUCAAAUCUCGUGCCGAAACCACUUUAUCCCUUGUACUCUUGUACUGCGUUCCUUUGAUCAAGAACACCGACGGUUUCGAAUCACGUGAAUAUUACAAAACUUGGUUUGAUACUUGGAGCGCCGCCUUUGAUUUAGCCACUCGUAACUUUAAAUCUCUCGCCAAAUACUCGACUUCACUCUAUGAUCUUGAUUAG